This is a messenger RNA of Eruca vesicaria subsp. sativa (arugula), 1498 nucleotides long. The record is from the annotation of a GenBank genome assembly. NCBI's taxonomy places the organism in Eukaryota, Viridiplantae, Streptophyta, Magnoliopsida, Brassicales, Brassicaceae.
AUGAAGAGUGCUGCUGAAAUAAAUAAAAAAUCCGCGUAGAGGCGCAUUAAAACGACAUCGUCUAAUUGCUUCUUCCUCGAAAGAGCUCUCUCACCCAACACAAACAACAACAAUGGCGGUUUAUCAUCUCCUCCUCUCAAGCUCUCCUUCGCUUAUCCUCCCCCUUCGCCGACCUAACUCCACCUUAACCCGCCGGACACCAUCUCCCCUUCGUCUCACAAAAUCCCCCACCUCGCCUUCUUUCUCCUCACUAUCAAUUCGAAAAAUUCUCGUCCGCAGCACUCUCCGAGAAGACCCCGUCUCUCCAGACUCCGAGCUUCCAACUCUUCUAAUCGGAGAAGACUCUGCAGCUUUUGAAUUAGGCAAACAAAAGCUCAUCUCCUGGGUCUACUUCGGCGUUAUCCUCGGCGUCGUCCUCUUCAUCCUCAACUUAGUUUGGAUCGAUAACUCCACCGGUUUCGGUAAAUCAUACAUCGACGCCGUCUCCACCAUCUCCGGCUCACCUGAGGUGGCGAUGUUAAUGCUUAUCUUUAUCUUCGCAACUGUGCAUAGUGGAUUAGCGAGUCUUAGAGAUGUAGGAGAGAAACUCAUAGGUGAAAGAGCGUUUCGUGUUCUGUUUGCUGGUGUCUCUCUUCCUUUAGCUAUGAGCACUAUUGUGAGUAGUUUACUUACUCUCUUACAUGUUUUGACUUCUUUAAGAUUGGUUUUGGUGACUCUUUGUUGUGUGGUCAAUGCAUGGUUUCAGGUUUUCUUUAUAAACCAUAGGUACGAUGGGUCACAGUUAUGGCAGCUUCAGGGUGUUCCGGGAGUACAUGAAGCAAUUUGGGUCGCUAAUUUUGUGUCUUUCUUCUUUUUGUAUCCUUCAACGUUUAAUCUUCUGGAGGUUGCAGCUGUUGAUAAACCGAAGAUGCAUCUGUGGGAGACUGGUAUCAUGAGAAUCACUCGUCAUCCUCAGAUGGUUGGACAAAUCAUUUGGUGUUUGGCACAUACUCUCUGGAUUGGAAACACAGUAGCUGCAUCGGCGUCUCUGGGUUUGAUUGCUCACCAUUUAUUUGGAGCGUGGAAUGGAGACAGGAGAUUAGCUAAGAGAUACGGAGAUGCUUUUGAAGGUAUCAAGAAGAGAACGAGUGUGAUUCCAUUUGCUGCAAUUAUUGAAGGACGCCAAGUUUUGCCUGAGGAUUACUACAAAGAGUUUGUUAGGUUGCCUUAUGUUGCAAUCACGGUGUUAACAGUUGGAGCCUAUUUUGCUCACCCGCUGAUGCAAGGAGCAAGCUUCAGGCUUCAUUGGUAGUAGAUUCUCUGCCUUUUUGGUUCCUGCUAUGUUCAAAGGGGAAGUUCAUCCUAAAAACCUUCUCAAGGAAAAAUGUAUAAUUACUUCACUACAAAAAGAUAACUGUAUAAAUACAAAAAAAAACUAAUGCUUGUGAUAUUUGUCAAACUAUAUUAUAUAAAUUUAGAACUGCGAAGAUGAUUUUCUUUUGUAAAAUACAUAACUUGA